GUGUGUGUAUUUUAAAAUGAUUGAAAAGAAAAGUGAAUACUUUAUUUCUUUACAUAAAUUGUUAAAAGCUCUAAACGUUUUUUGUUAGCUGAAAAUAUAACAAAAUUUGGAAACUAAGAAAUAGUAGAAGUUCUAUUAUUGUGGCCGCAUAAAAAGUCAAAUACAUUUGGUGGUUAUGCCCGGAAAUUAAUCUAGGCUUUUCCGUUUAAAUAGCCUCAAUUCACUGGGAACUUAUGGCAAAGCAAGACUUCCGCUUGCUAAUACACUUGAAGGCAAGGUAAAAAUACCUACAGUGUGGAAUGCUAAGUAAAGCUACAGUAAUACAGUAAUACAAAGAACCGCUUGUGGGUAUUGUGCAGCCGAAAGAUUGUUAAUCAAAUAUAUUUUGUAUAUAUUUAAGAGAAUUGCAGCACAAACAAAUGGUUUAAAUCUACUUUCUUCUGACCAGUCGCUCCCGUCAUACGGAUAAUAGCGUGUGAGAAUCUGCAAUCUCCUUUAAGAAUAUAAACAAGAAUACAAAUCUACUUACACACAUCAAUAUGGCUCGCGUAACGCUCGCAACAACAACAACGCACACCAACUCCAUAAUCUUUACAGCGCUGUUAAUCGCUUUUCUACAGCUCGCCGUUUUCACUACGCCAAGCGUCGCGUCCAUCGCUACGCUCGCACCCGCACAUGCGGCCCAACUCUCGAGUAGUAUUCCUCAAACCGAAACGAAUGCCAAUACGAUUGCAUCGUCGGCAGCGCAUGAGCAUGGCGUAUCCACAACUAGUACGCCACUGCAGGCCCCUGCCGUGUCCACCAGUGAACCCGUGAUCGGCGCUGAAACUGCUUUGGAAUCGGUUAGCACAACUGCACCGGCCACAAGCACCAUGGCAAGCACUACAACAACUACCGCUACAAUUGCGCCCGAACACGACAUCAUCGGCUCGCCGGGUCCGGAUAAGCGUGAGCAGGACGCUAUAUUGAAGGCGCUCGAUUGGUUGAAGGAGAAACGUGCUGCCGAUUAUGGUUGGGGCAAUGACACGCAUGUCGUUAUUUUGGCUAAAGAGUUGUCCGGUGCACGCGAUCCCACUGAUGCCGAUGGCCAUCUACAGAUCAUACAGGAGCUGGAGGACACUUUGUCUGUAAAGGAGAUGGAAAUCGAAAUAUUAGCUAUGCUGGAUCGUCAUCACACGUUGCCGAAACCAUUAAAUCUGGAGAAACUGGCGCGUUAUGUGCUUGCGCUCGGUUCGCUGUGCAAGGAUCCGAAACAUUUUCAUGGACACGAUUUAGUCGCCACGCUGCAGCAUCAUGAACCGGCGCAAGAUAAUGAGUUCGCUUUGGCCACGCUGUCGGCGUGUAGUGCGGCUGCGCAUGUGCGCAAGCGCCAAAUACGCCGACUGCUGGAUAUUGCGAGCGGCGUAACGGAUCAGGGUGUGGACACCAUUGCCAUGGUUAUAUUGGCGCUGCGCUGCAUUGUGACCGAUCAUCGGCAUCGCCAUCUACAGCACUUUGUACGACGGCCUGCCAGAGGAUUGGCCAGUUUGCAGGAUCCACGCGGCAGUUUCGGUUCGUUACGCAGCACUGCAUUGGCCAUGCAGGCGCUGCAAGAUCUCGAACACGAUCCGGCCGGCUCGUGGAACCGUACUGCCGCAUCGAAGUGGAUAUUGAGUCGGCAGCGCGAAGAUGGCGGUUGGACUGAGGAGCCAUUGCACGACGGACAGGAUCCUGGCAUCGGUGUGGGUCUGACCGCGGACAUUAUAUUGGCGUUGGGUUGGAAGGGUUUGGGUGCGGUGCGUGCACUACAAUGCGAUCAUGUGAUACGUGAGAACAGCGACCAAGCUUCAGAAAAUGGCGAACCAAAACUAGCUGUACCCUAUGGACUUACAUCAUCGGCCGAGGAAUCGGACUCGCGGAAUGUCUCCUACACGUACACACUGUGGGUGGGCUCGAAUGUGACGGAAUCGUACUCGCUCUCACUGGUCUCACCAAAGAACACCAGUUUCUUCAAGGCCAUGACACAGGCUGCCGAUUUGGAUCAGCGAUUUGCUUUUGAAGCGCGCGAAUGGCCUAAUGGACACUAUGUACACACACUAGCAGGCAAGAAGGAGGAACCCAGGGGGUACAACUACUGGCUGCUGUAUCGUUUGCCUGAGCUACCCGAUCCUAAUAAUGCACCCGGCAAUCAGCUGAUUGCACCAGUCGGCGUCGAUGAGCUUAUGGUCGAGGAUGGUGAGCACUAUUUAUACUGGUAUAAAAAGCUCUAAGCACUCUAAGCGUAUCAAAUAAACAGCAAUAGAGGAAGUAAACAUUAAGUGGGGAAGUGGUAUGAGGUGACGUGGAAGAACCAAACCAACUACAUAUACAUAUAUAUAUAUAUAUAUAAAAGUAUGAAUACUAAUAUAUACAUACAUACAAUAUACUGCUAUGAAAUAACAGGAGGCCAUAAAUAAUGAAGUAAAUGCGAAUACAAAUAUACACAACCAAUAUAUACAUACAUACAACUACAUUAACGGUAAAUACAGUAUAAGAGAACGAUAAAAAAUAAAUAAAAUUAGAAAAAGAAAAAUAAAAGGAAAAAACUAAAAGAAAAAUAAAAAGAAAUAAAAUAAAGAAAAAACAACAAAAAGCGAAUUAAUCAAACCAAAAGUUCCGCGCUUUAGCCAAGGCAAAUGCAAAAUUACAAAAAUAAAAAAUAAAAUUUAAAAAAAUACAUAAAUAUUUUUCGAAAUGUGAAAUUAAUAUAAAUACUAAGAAAAUGCUAAUUAAAGUUGCAUAAAUAUAAGAAGAAAGAAGAAGAAGAAGAGUAUUGACAUAAAAAAAAAUAAAAAUAAAAAGAAAUAAAUAAAACAACAGAGACAAAGAAAUGCUAUUAAUAAUGCUAAAAAAGCGAAAUAUUGAUAAACGUGAUAAGGCAUGUGCAGGAUAACAAUAAGAAGCAGGUGAACAAAGGUCACCAAUACAAGCACACACAGACACAUUCAUUAUACAGACAGACAGUUUGCCAAAAGCAAACACAUAUACAUACAAAGAAUCAUGCAGA
Molecule: messenger RNA, 3025 nt
Organism: Zeugodacus cucurbitae (melon fly)
Lineage: Eukaryota; Metazoa; Arthropoda; Insecta; Diptera; Tephritidae
Exons: 7
Coding region: 540-2249 (569 amino acids)
Biological process (GO): cobalamin transport
Molecular function (GO): cobalamin binding
Source: RefSeq, a predicted model, not a curated record